Messenger RNA from Lethenteron reissneri (Far Eastern brook lamprey), 2845 nucleotides. Its product is annotated as neuronal acetylcholine receptor subunit alpha-5-like. The record is from RefSeq and is a predicted model, not a curated record. Gene Ontology annotation, cellular component: postsynaptic membrane. Gene Ontology annotation, molecular function: transmembrane signaling receptor activity; acetylcholine-gated monoatomic cation-selective channel activity. Lineage: Eukaryota; Metazoa; Chordata; Hyperoartia; Petromyzontiformes; Petromyzontidae. Gene Ontology annotation, biological process: monoatomic ion transmembrane transport.
GCGCACACUCGAUGUGAUCGAUAAAGUGCGAACGUCCUCGUUCUCAUGCUCGUCCGCACUUGUGAGCACCUGAACCCCGCUUUGCGCGAGCGCUCGCUGCCCGGCUUUCAAUGGUGUCCUCCUGUACCCCCCUCCUCCUCCUCAUCCCCAACCUCCAUCAUCCAUGCGUUCAGCACUCCCACUCCCACCCCCGCCGUCCUAUUCCCAGCACCACCAUCACCAUCGCUACCACCAUCAUUAUUAUUAUCAUCACCACCACGCUCCUCUCGCCGAAAUGAAGUCGGCGGAGUACCCGUGAUCUCGCGUCUCGCGUGUAUCGAGCAGCCGCGUCGAGUGGAGGAGUCGAGCGCGACGCACCACGGCCAUGCGUUUACUGCAGAUGCACAUCGUGGGGUAUCUGGCGGUGAUGCUCUCCCUGCCCGUUUCAUCAGAAAGAAUAACCACAAACAGCCACCCAAGUGCCGUCGCUAUCCCUGGCCGAGCUGGAGGACCGGCUGCUCAAGAGGAUGCUGAAGGACUACCAGAAGUGGGUGCGCCCUGUGGAAAGGCUCAGCGACACGGUGGAGGUCAAGUUUGGCCUCGGCAUUGCCCAGCUGGUGGAUGUGGAUGAAAAAAACCAGCUCAUGACCACAAAUGUCUGGCUGAAGCAGGAGUGGCUGGAUAUUAAUCUCCGAUGGAAUCCUGACGACUACGGCGGGAUUAACUCAAUCCGUGUUCCCGCGAGCUCGAUAUGGCUUCCCGACAUAGUGCUCUACGACAACGCCGACGGCCGCUUCGAAGGCUCCAUCGUCACCAAGGCGGUGGUGAAACACGACGGCCGGAUCAAGUGGACGCCGCCGGCCAUCUACAAGAGCUCGUGCACCAUCGACGUCACCUUCUUCCCCUUCGACCAGCAGAACUGCUCCAUGAAGUUCGGCUCGUGGACGUACGACGGCACCCUCGUCGACCUCAUCAUGGUCAACAGCGACGUGGACCGCGGCGAGUACUUCGACAACGGCGAGUGGGAGUUCCUGAACGCCACGGGCAACAAGGGCGUGCGCCUCGACGGCCACCGCUUCUACCCGUACAUCACGUACUCGUUCGUCAUCCGGCGGCUGCCUCUCUUCUACACACUCUUCCUCAUCGUGCCGUGCCUGGGCCUCUCCUUCCUCACGGUCUUCGUCUUCUACCUGCCCUCCGACGAAGGCGAGAAGAUCUCGCUGUGCACCUCCGUGCUCGUGUCCCUCACCGUCUUCCUGCUGGUCAUCGAGGAAAUCAUCCCGUCCUCGUCCAAGGUGAUUCCGCUCAUCGGCGAGUACCUGCUCUUCAUCAUGAUCUUCGUCACGCUCUCCAUCAUCAUCACGGUGUUCGUCAUCAACGUGCACCACCGCUCGUCGUCCACCCACCACCCGAUGGCACCCUGGGUGCGCCAGCUCUUCCUGCACAAGCUGCCCAAGAUCCUGUGCAUGCGGAGUCACGUCGACCGAUACACGGCGUCGGACGAGGCGGACCACGCCGAUCCGGGCCGCGCGGGAUGCGCCUGCCACGGCGGGGAGUCGCCGCCCAGCGCCUCGGAGCGGCUCAUCCUCACGGCUAUCGACUCGGUGCGCUACAUCACGCGGCACAUCAAGAAGGAGAACGAAGUUCGAGAGGUGGUUGAAGACUGGAAGUUCGUGGCUCAAGUCGUGGACAGGAUAUUGCUGUGGACCUUCUUGUCGGUGUCGGUCUUCGGAUCCAUACUCAUUUUCCUUCCGACAAUCUACGCCUGGCGUAGCUUUGACUUCAUACCGUCAACCGAAAUCCCCUGUCCCUAAAUAAUAAUAAUUAGUAUUAGAUUCACAACCGUCAGAAGACACGUUUUUUUUUGUCUUGCCUUAACUGGAUGGAGAUUUUGUUGGUAACGCGCAAGCACACACACGCAAACGCACGCGGCAUGUUUGGCUGGUCGUUUUAUAUUGUCUCAUUAACCGUUAGCCUAAUGCUAUUUUAUCCGCAACUGUUGUACGCACUGUUGGAUAUUACGGGAACAAAAAACGCAGCUGCGCGAAAGAAGUUACCGUUACGUAGCGAAAACUAGAAAACUAUUUAAUGCAUGCUAUUCUGCAUGAACGUUUCAUGAAUUACCGUAAAAGCACAACUCCUAACGGUGCAGCUUUGUAAAAAAAAAACUUUGCCAUAAUAAGACUUUGCCAAUACGGCAACAUCAGACGCACGGUUCACUGCAGGAGGCAGUCUGUAAUGUUUUAUUAUCAGCCGUUAUCCCUGUGUGUGGUCACCUCUCACCUACCAAAGUAACCUGCAGCACUUAUACACCCUGCCCCCUGUGUGAGCCCCACACGCCACUGGGACCCCACGUGACACCACACGCACACUCCCGUCGACGCGUAUUGCGUUGUAGCCACCGGGUCUGCGAUAGGCAUUUUCACUCUGCACACACGGAUCGUUGUCGCUGUUCCCAGAAUGACUUGUCAAAUAUCUCACACGUCGGAUUCAUCAGAGUGUCCGAACGCAGUUCGAAGACACGUACACAACAACGGGCUAACGAGAUUGGAGCAUCCAGGUGAAAGGAGGCAUGCUGGUUUAGUUAAUUAAUAAAAUAAAAAAGAGACGGAGGCAAAAAAAAGCAGAGGAUAGGAGAACGAUCCCGGAGCCUGGACUUGAAUCGGGGCAGAGAGUUGACGGCACGGAUGGCUGGGGAAGGGAGUUUGAGAUUGCUUGCUCGACAGGGGACAAUGAGCGGCGGUCGACUGAAGUCUUGGGCAGAACGUCGCCGGUUUCUGCAGUGUCGAGUCCGUGGAGACGAGUAGAGUGAGACGAGAGGGGAGAAGUGGGAGAGUGCGUGGAGGGGAGUAGAGUGAGAUGAGAG